Molecule: messenger RNA, 1923 nt
Organism: Ambispora leptoticha
Lineage: Eukaryota; Fungi; Glomeromycota; Glomeromycetes; Archaeosporales; Ambisporaceae
Source: the annotation of a GenBank genome assembly
AUGAAUUCAGUGCACCAACUUGACGAAUUGGUGAAGGAAUAUUUGCUCUUCCGUGGCUUUAUAAAUACUUUUCGUGCUUUUGAGCAGGAGAACAAAACCGAUAAAGAUAAAAGUUUCCAAGCUGAUAAAAUAAUUGAUGAAUUAUACAGUUACGUCUCGAAUAAUGAUAUUAACGGGUUACUAGAAUACUGGAGAUAUUUGGAUAUUCGAUAUUUCUCACGAUUAGAUGGGCGAUUUUUUGGAAGUGUAAAAAAAUUCGAGACAUGCUUAUUGAGAUAUUAUUUAGUCCAUGCAACACAACAUAAACGAAAAGACAAAAUUGUGGAGUUCUUUGAUACCUUUGGUGCAGAACUUAAUGGAAACCCAGAAUGGACUAAAUGGUUCGGUUUGCCGUUCUCAAAGAAUCCUGUAUCUGAUCCAAAUUUUGAACCUUUUUUCACCAAACAGUGGUUAGAAACGUUUACGGUAUCUUUACAUAAUUUCCUGAAUGCUAUUUUUCAAAAUAUGCCGUUACCUAGUCUUUUGUGCUUUAAUAUUGAUCGUCUUCAUAGAAUCUCAUUGCAAAAUGAGAUUAAAGAUCUUCAUAAUAUCAUUGAAAAUCUCAAAUCGGAAUUGGAAAUUGGUGAUCAUGAGAUAACGACGUUAAAGCAGAAGGUUGCACGUAGUGAACAUGCGACAGGAUCCAGAAGACGACGUGCUCUUUCCAUGGUCGAACACAAGAAAAAAAAUGAAAAUGGUGUUGAAAGGCUUUCAGUUCCUUCUUCACAAGGGAAAAGUCAAGUAUCAGCAAGUGUUCCAGUUUCUCGAUCAGUUACUCCUAACAAGCAACAUGACGCGGGAUCAGAAUUAUACCUGAAACAUACAACUGGCAUUUCACUAGCGAAAUUUUCUUAUGAGGGAAAUUCGAUUGCUAGCUGUGAUGCGGAUAAUACAGUUAGAAUAUGGGAUUACUCUGGUGAUUGUUCCACGUCAGAAAUCAACAACCCCGAACACAACAUUCUUUCCAUGGAAUGGGAAUCGAGAUCCGAUAAAUUUAUAUUUCUUGGCACAGAUGAACGCUUAAUCCGAAUGUAUAAUCAAGAGGGCAAAUCGGUGGUGCAUGAAUUUCAAAUGGAAGAACGGCUUCCGAGAGUCAACCAUAUUUGUUGUUCUCCGACAGAGCCAAUUUUUGCUUGUUCUGGAAGUAAUGUGAAAAUUCGUCGGGAUAAUUCCGGUACAGGUUCAUCUGCUUUGGUCUGCUGGAAUAUUAAAACGAUGUCGAUACAGGAAACUUUCUGGUUGGAUUCUUCAUCGAAAUCUAAUUCCGUCCCAAUAGAAACCAUCAAAUUUAAUCAUAAUGGUCAAAUGCUAGUGACUGGCGACAAAACAGGAUAUAUUCGGAUUUUUGAUAUUCGCAAAUGGUCUCCAAUCAUGGAAUGGAAUAUAUCCAGUGCUUCAUCCACAACAAAUACCAAUAAAGCUGGUAAUGGUAUGGUUUGCGCUGCAUUAUUUAGCUUUGAUGAGAAUUCGAUAUACGUAGUUGAUGAGAGCGGGCAGUUAUCUCAAUGUACCCUAAGUUUUCCAUUCCCAUCAACCUUCCGAAGACGAACAGUUUCCGCAUCAUCAACCCGAAGCGCAAAUUCAACGCCUACAAUCGUCGUUGGAGAUGGUAGCAAUAGAUCAUCACAUUUAGCGCCUCCUUCCCGAGCACCAAUGAUCGCAUUUAGUCCUGAUACUGAGCAUCUUGUGUGUGUUGGGGGAAUUGGCGGAUGUCAAGGAAUGAUCUAUCAGACAUCUAAUGGAGAACAAAUGCAAAGCUUAGCUUCACAUUCUCAAUCCUUAACGUCGGUUGAUUGGUCAGCAACUACCGGAAAUGCUAUUCUUACUGCUUCGACGGAUGGAACACUGAGACUCACAAAGAUAACAAAAUUUUUGCAAUCAUAA